This is a messenger RNA of Manihot esculenta (cassava), 1467 nucleotides long. RefSeq names its product gibberellin 3-beta-dioxygenase 1. Gene Ontology annotation, molecular function: gibberellin 3-beta-dioxygenase activity. The transcript is spliced from 2 exons. The coding region runs from base 200 to 1336 and encodes 378 amino acids. The record is from RefSeq and is a predicted model, not a curated record. Gene Ontology annotation, biological process: response to light stimulus; gibberellin biosynthetic process. NCBI's taxonomy places the organism in Eukaryota, Viridiplantae, Streptophyta, Magnoliopsida, Malpighiales, Euphorbiaceae.
GUGCCAUCCUAUGUUUUCUCCAUUGGAGACUACUUUCACCAUUGCCAUAAACAUGUUCCUUCUGCAUAUUACGUCUUGAAUUGAAGCCACCUUUUUUUUGUAAUAAUCACUCAACAAUCUCUAUUAUUAUUGCUAUCUCUCUUGGUCCUGUGCCCGCCUCUUUUUUAAUUUUCUUUGUACGAAUUGCCUCUCCUUCACUAUGCCUUCGAGACUCUCUGAAGCCUUCAGAGCCCACCCUGUUCACGUUCAUCACAAGCAGUUUGUCGACUUUACCUCCCUCCAAGAACUCCCUGAAUCCUACGAGUGGACUCAAUUUGAUGACCAGACUCAUUGUCCUUCAGUCGGUGACUCCGCGGAGUCGGUGAAAUCUGUUCCUGUUAUUGAUCUUUUAGACCCCAAUGCUCUUGAAAAGAUUGGCCAUGCAUGCAAAACCUGGGGUGUGUUUCAAAUUAUAAAUCAUGGUGUUUCUUGUAGUCUUCUUGAUAAAAUUGAGAAAGCUAGCAGGAGUCUUUUCACUUUGCCUAUGGAGCAAAAGCUAAAAGCUGCUAGAUCACCCCAUGGAGUUUCUGGCUAUGGUACUGCUAGAAUUUCUUCAUUCUUUUCAAAGCUUAUGUGGUCUGAAGGAUUCACCGUAGUUGGGUCUCCAGUUGAGCAUUUUCGCCAACUUUGGCCUCAAGAUUACAUUAAAUUCUGUGAAAUCACUGAAGAAUACCAGACAGAGAUGCAAAACUUGGCUGCAAAGUUGAUGUGGUUAAUGUUGGGCUCUCUAGGCAUAACCCAAGAAGACAUAAAAUGGGCUGGCCCAAAAAGUGAUUUCAAUGAAGCUUCUGCUGCUUUACAAUUCAAUUACUACCCAGCUUGCCCUGACCCCGAUCGAGCCAUGGGUCUUGCUGCACAUACUGACUCAACUCUACUCACCAUCCUCUACCAGAACAAUAUAAGUGGCUUGCAAGUUCUAAAAGAGGGAACUGGGUGGGUCACGGUUCCACCUAUUCCGGGUGGGCUUGUAAUCAAUGUAGGGGACCUUCUUCACAUCUUAUCAAACGGCUUGUACGUGAGUGUGCUCCACCAGGCUGUGGUUAACCGAACCAAGCAUAGGUUGUCCAUGGCUUAUCUAUAUGGGCCACCAUCAAAUGUUAAAAUAUCACCAUUAUCAAAACUAGUAGGCCCAGGUCAACCACCGCUAUAUCGGCCGGUGACUUGGAAUGAGUAUCUUGGCACUAAAGCUAAGCACUUCAACAAAGCACUAUCAUCUGUUCGAGUAUGUGCUCCACUGAACGAAUUAGUUGAUGUAAACGAGCAUAAUAGUAGGGUAAAAUUAGGCUCGGCUAGCUAAGAUAGAUUUGGAAUUAAUAAUAAAUCCUUUUUGUUGUAAUUCAUCCAAUUUUGUCUUCUUGUUUUAGUUCCUUUUCCCAAGAUUUUAAUGCAUGUUAUGGAGAUUCUAAUUUAUUGGGGGAUUAUUAUAUU